Necator americanus (New World hookworm) is the source of this 5031-nucleotide messenger RNA. RefSeq lists its product as uncharacterized. The transcript is spliced from 6 exons. Gene Ontology annotation, biological process: lipid transport. Gene Ontology annotation, molecular function: lipid carrier activity. Lineage: Eukaryota; Metazoa; Nematoda; Chromadorea; Rhabditida; Ancylostomatidae. The coding region runs from base 1 to 5031 and encodes 1676 amino acids. The record is from RefSeq and is a predicted model, not a curated record.
AUGAAGUUGUUAGCCACCGUCGCCCUUUUAGGGUUGGCCCUCGCCUCAACCUUCACAUGGAAACCGACGCCUCAAAUCCAUGAAGAGGUGUUCCGUCCUGGUCGCGAGUACCGCUACCUUUUCGACGGCCAAGUCACCACCGGCCUCGCUUUGCCUAACACUCAGCAAUCUGCCACUCGAAUCCAGGCUAUGGUCAACUUGCAGCCUGUUGAUGAGCGCAUCUUCCUGUUCCAACUAAGGGAAGUCCGUUUUGGAACCAUCCAAGAGGAGUUCGAGCCCCGUCACCUUCUUCCUUUUGAGCACUACCAGAUUGUGAAACUUGACGAAGAGCAAAAAGAAAUGCUAAAGAUGCCAAUUCGAUUCGCAUACAGACACGGACUGGUCGGCGAAAUUGAGUUCUCUGAGGAGGACAAACCGUGGUCCGUGAACAUCAAGAAAGCCAUUAUCAACAUGCUCCAGAUCAAUCUCCUAAAAAGAGAUGAGACCAGAACACGCGAUCGUGAAGACGAGGCCGAAAAUAAGAACUUCUUUGUCGCUGUAGAGAGAACCCUCGAGGGCGAAUGCGAGGUUGAAUAUACAACCACCCAGACCGAAACUGAAAAGGUGCAAUGGACGAAAUCUAUCAACUUCCAAAAGUGCAACGUUCGUCCAGAGGUCCAGUACGGUAUUCGCAUGCGUGACAUGAAGAACAACGAUGAGAAGCUCUUCACCACAGUCAUGAAGUUUGAUGUCACUGGGAACAGGGAUGAGUACCUCGUCCGCGAAGUCGAACUCAAGUCCCAGUAUAAAUUUGUACCUCUCUCAAAGAAGCACGAGCUCAUCACUUCUAUUGUCAACAACAAAAUGACUCUCGUCUAUGCUGGCAAGGUUGAGGCACAGAUCCCCAACAUCCGCCACCACCGCACCGAGAAUCUCAUUUACAACUCUGAAUGGGAACUUUCAGAGGAGAAGUUUGCUAUGACCGGUGACGAGAAGUAUCUUCAUCGCGUCCCAGAAUGGAAGAACAAAAUGGAGCACAUCGAAAAGAUCAUUAACACUAUGAUCCGCCACAUGGAAGAGAAGGUUGAUCUCGAGAACUCACAUAUGUUUGCUCGUCUUGUUAAGUUGCUGCGUCUCUGUCGUGAGCAGGAACUCAUAAGAAUUGAGCGAUUCAUGGAAGGUCAUGAGAAGGCUCACCACAAGAUCAGAGCCCUAUACUACGAUGCUCUCGCUAUGGCUGGCACGAAGGUGACUGUCACCUACCUGAUGAACAAAAUCGUCGAAGAGAAUAUUGACAACAUAAAGGCAGCUCGCCUCCUUAAAGCUUUAGCUGAAGUUCGCAUUCCAUCAGAGCACAUUGCCAACGAAGUUCUCCGCGUUUGUGAGAGUGGUAUUGCUGAGAAGGUUCCAUAUCUGAAGCAGUCAUGCUGGCUCACUUAUGGAGCAAUCUUCAACGGACUUUGCAACAAAGAAAUGCUUGCUGUUCACCGAUUUGAAAAGGUCUGCCCUCGUGAGCUCAAAGAGAAAUUUGUUCGCAAGGUGAUCGACAUCUUUGAGAAGGUUGAGACCCGAUACGAGAAAGUCCUUAUGCUGAAGACACUUGCUAACGCUGGUGUUGACAUCUCUGUAUUUAACCUGGAGAAGAUCAUCUAUGAUAAAGAACAAGAGAAGACCAUCAGAAUCGAAGCAAUCAACGCUCUUCGCAGACUCCGCCACAUUAUGCCACGUAAAGUUCAGAGCAUUCUGAUGCCCAUCUAUAAGAAUCGUCUCGAAAAGGACGAAAUUCGUAUGGUUGCCCUCCGCAGAAUCCUAGAGACCGAACCAGAGCAAGUUAUCAUCGACCAGAUCGUCCACCAGAUGGAAGUGGAGCGUGAUCAGCAGCUGCGAGCGUACACAUUCAGAACCUUGAAGACUAUCUCCGAAUUCCCUGAAAUCAACGAAAAGACUGUUCUUCGUGUGAAUAAGGCCUUGAGAACUGUUGAUUGCGAAUUCUACGAGCGCUUGCACAAACGUGUCUUCCGCUGGACUGUCAGGAACAUUGACAAGAGAUAUGGCGCCUCGGUGACAAUGGACAACCUCAUGACGAAGGACAGCGUUCUGCCAAAAGAGUUGCUCACUUCUCUUGAUGCAAUUCUUGGAGGUGAUUGGUACAAGCAUUUCCUGCAGUUUGGAAUCUCCCAGCAGAACGUCGAAGAGAUUCUCAACAAGCUUUUGCGCAAGUUUGAAGAUGAGGACAUGGAACAGCUCGUUGUUCGUGGAAAGCGCUCUACCAUCUAUGCUCCAUCCGAGAUCUUCAGACGGAUCUACGAGAAGCUGAACUUCGUACGUCGUCACCAUGACAAAGAAGAACCUCACCUGAUGCUCUACAUUCGUUACAAAGACAUGGACUAUGCCUUCCUGCCCAUCGAUGUUGACACCAUCCCACAGUUCUUCAAGAACAUGGUGCGUGACGGAAAGCUCGAACUUGACGAAAUUGAGCGCCUUCUUGCUACCGGAACCCAUUUCAGCAAGACCGCUGGAUUCUACAUUUAUGAAUAUGAAAGGAAGAUUCCAACAACUCUAGGUCUACCUCUUAAGCUGACCUCAAAGAUGCCAACUGUUGGAACACUCCAAGGUCACGUCAAGAUGGAGAUGGAGCCGAGACAAUCGAAGACAUUCGAUGGACUCCGCCUUCGCCUUGUCCUCAAUCCCAAGAUCGCAACCACCCAUGUAGUGAGAGUCGUUGUCAUUAAUCCUAUUGUUGAGAGCGGCUUCAAGAUGCUACAUUCUGCUACUUUCGAGCAUCCGAUCGAGACUGAGACUGAAGUCACUUGGAGGCACCAACUCCGAGUUAAGACCACUUUCCGACCACUAGAGCAGAAAAAGAACGUUUUCCACCUCCAGUCACGUCCAGUUACCUUCAUCCGCCACAUGAGGAAGACUUUGCACGCCUAUCCUGAACCAACCGAAGUCACCCUUCACCUGCAUGAACACCUUUAUCCAGUGAAGUCGUUCGAACACACCUACCUCAAGCGAUAUGGACAGAAGGUCAUUAUCACCGGAACUAUGCAUCGCCCUGUUAUUCGCAAAAUGGAAAGCCUACUGAACCCUGUUCUCUUCGGAUACAACACCAUCGAUAUCCAUGUAGAACCAACAGAGGACAUACCGAAGGAAUACGUCUUCAACAUGGAGUUGGAGACCUUUGUACCAGAAAGGAUGGAAAGGCCCGAACUCGAGAAGGUGUUCAAGAACAACGAUGAAUUUUUUGAGAUUGAAGAUGAACUUGAGCCAAGACGCAGGGAAGAGCGCAGGACCCGCCUUUCUACUUACGUGAGAAAUUUCCAAAUUGAGAAGGCCUACAAACACCGCCUCUUCUGCAAGCUUGAGACUGUUGGUCAGCGUGAGAAGCACGAAGCCGAGAUGGAGCUCAGAGCUGUAUGUGACAAUAAGUACCGAUUCUGCCGCACUAACUUGCUACUCCGCCGCACCCCUCUCGAAAAGGAAAACCAUCAUUGGGAAAUGAGACUUGAUGCCCAGACAAUGUAUCCACAGAUCCCGAAGUCUUUCGAACAGCUUAAGGAAAUGCUCAACCGCCAAUUCCAUGGAAUCAUCGACGUCACAUGGGGAAGUGAACAAAGGAACACCGCCUUCAUUCGUAUGCAGGGAGAGCAGACCCGCGAGCAGAAAAUGUGGAUGAACGAAUUGGAGCGCAAAGAAAACAAAUUGACUGAGAUGGAAAAAUUGAGAAUUGCUUCUCAUCUCAACCUCUACAAGAUAAUGGUUAAGUAUGAGGUGAACCGCGAAACCGAGCACUACAUGAGCAAACUCUUCACACUGCUCAAUACAUGGAAGAUGUGGAACACUGAGUACGAAAUGGUUAACAACAAGGAACGAGUUCUUCGAGUGCAGAUGGAGAUUGAGCCUAUGAACCGCCGGACUUUCGAUCUCCGUAUCGAAACCCCAGAGAAACGCAUUGUAAUGAGGAACCUUAAGAUGCCGCUCAGACUACCCACCCUCAAUAUCCAUGACAUGAACGAACUCGAACUGACUAGUGUGAAGGACGUCGUUCGCCAUGUCGUAAAGCACAACCGAGCUGAAUGCACUGUCAGAACUAGGGAGACUAACACCUUCGAUAACCUCCGUCUCAGAACCCCACUCACCACCUGCUACUCUGUACUAGCCAAGGAUUGCCAUUCGGAGGAGCCGCGCUUUGCCGUUAUGAUGAAGAAGAUUGAGAAGGACCGCGAGGAGAAGAAAUUGAAGAUUGUCACUCCUCAUUAUGUCUACGAGCUCGAGAUGAUCAACAACGAGCUCGCUGUGAAAAUCAAUGACAGAAGAAUCCAUCAUGAAGAAUUCAAAAAGCACAGAGUCAUGAGAGUCGACGAGAACCUUUACAAGAUCGAUAUCGAAGAUGUUGUCGUGUUGUUCGACGGAUACGAAGCCAAUAUCAAGCUUUCACACAUGUACAAGAACAUGCAAUGCGGAAUCUGCGGCCACUACGAUGGAGAGAAGUGGAACGAUCUUCGUCGCGCUGACAACGAAGAAACAGAGACAGUUGAGGACUUCCACCGCAGCUACAUAGCCAAAGAUGAAAACUGCGAGAUCGAUGAGAAUGAAUUCAAAAAAGAAAGUAACCAUCGUCUUGAGAAAGAUCUGAUGCACCGCAACUACCGUCUCAGGGAGGAGAAAGAACUGAGAGACGAGUACCGCGAGGACAGACGCCGUUACCAGGACGAAUGGAACGAAAAGGACAAAGAAAGAUAUGAAAGAGAUGAGACAUACGAGAGAGAAGAGGAGAUGGAAACUCGAGAACCAAUCCUUCGGACCCGCGUUAUCGAGCGUGAACGCCAUGUCUGCUUCUCACUGGAGCCCGUCCGCGAAUGCCCAAAGAACACCAUCGUGAAGAGAAAUGAAGAAGAAGAGAGAGAAGUCGAAUUCACUUGCCUACGUGAGAACUCCAACACUAGACGUCUCCUCCGCAAGGCUCGUGAGGAGGUCAUUCCACGCCAUCUUCUUGAAGGAGAGCGCUGGAUGACCACUAUCCGCGUCCCAAAAAUCUGCACCGUCUAUUGA